AUGAGCGACAUCUCCACCGCCCCAACCCUCAUCCCCUCCUCCCCCCAAAACACCAACCAAACCCCCACCCUCACCAGCAAAGAACUCCAAACCCUGCACGACCUGCAAGCCCUCCACUCCAUCCAAUCAGAACUCCUCCACGAUGCGCCCGCCCCCUUCGAAGAAGACCCGGACCUCAGCAGGACAGCCGUGAACAUCGACACGCUGCUGCGCCAAGCACAAAGCAUGAUCACGACGCUGGUGGCCGAGAAGCGCGGGAAGAGUCGGCGGAUACGCGUCCUGGAGGAGGAAUUGCAUGCGGCGAGGGAGAAAGGGCGAGCGUUGGCGGCUGAGGCGAAGGCGAAAGUGCAAGCGCAAGCGCAGGUGGAGGUGGAGACGCGGGGGGAAUUAGAGGCGAAGGUGAAAGCUAGUGCGGAGGAGGUGGUUGCGGCGAGGACGGUCGCGACGGAGAGGGAGGAGAGGGUGAAGAAGCUGGAAGGGGAGGUGAAGGGGAUUGGGGAGAAGUUGAAAAAGGUGGAGGGGGAGCGGGACGAGAAGGUGAAAGGGGUGAAGGAGCAGAUGGAGAGGAAUAAGGGGUUGGAGAGGGAUGUGAAAGCGAAGGGGGCGCUGGUGCAGGAUCUGACGGCGCGGUUGAAUCGGAAGAAAGGCGAGGGGAAGGAGCAGGCGGCGAAGUUGGCGAAGGUGAUGGCGGCGAAUGAGGAGCUCAAGGGGGCGCUGAGCACGGCGAGGAAGAGGGCGGAGAGUGCGGCGCAACGGGCACAGGAGGCGGAGGAGCAGGUGAAGCUGGAGAGGAAACGGAGACGGAAGGCCGAGAAGGAGUUGAAGGGGGAGGAGGAUGUUGGACAUGGACAUAGUCAUGGUCAUGGACAUGGGCAUGGGCAUCGAAGGGAGGUGUAUAGCAGCGUUCCCAGGAGCAAGUCGUCGGUGAUCUCUCGCAUGUUCCGAGGCGUUUAG
Aspergillus steynii IBT 23096 is the source of this 954-nucleotide messenger RNA. RefSeq lists its product as uncharacterized. The coding region runs from base 1 to 954 and encodes 317 amino acids. The transcript has a single exon. The record is from RefSeq and is a predicted model, not a curated record. NCBI's taxonomy places the organism in Eukaryota, Fungi, Ascomycota, Eurotiomycetes, Eurotiales, Aspergillaceae.